Molecule: messenger RNA, 1098 nt
Organism: Penicillium malachiteum
Lineage: Eukaryota; Fungi; Ascomycota; Eurotiomycetes; Eurotiales; Aspergillaceae
Gene: sonA
Product: putative nuclear pore complex protein (SonA)
Exons: 2
Coding region: 1-1098 (365 amino acids)
Biological process (GO): RNA export from nucleus; transcription-dependent tethering of RNA polymerase II gene DNA at nuclear periphery
Cellular component (GO): nuclear pore
Molecular function (GO): ubiquitin binding; RNA binding
Source: RefSeq, a predicted model, not a curated record
AUGUCCCUCUUUGGUAGUGCCGCUGCUGCGCCGGCGUCGUCGGCUGGUGCGACGAAUACCACUGGUGAUAUCUCGAAAGAUGUCCCCCUCAACCAACCCCCAGAGGACAGCAUCUCGGACAUGCGGUUCUCGCCUACAAGUGAACAUUUGGCCGUCGCCUCGUGGGACAACAAGGUCCGCAUCUAUGAGAUUGGCUCGAGUGGUCAGAGUGAAGGAAAAGCUAUGCUCAAUUUGGAUGGUCCUGCCUUGAACUGCUGCUGGUCUCCGGACGGAACCAAGGUCGUUGGUGCAGGUGCUGACAAUAUGGCGAAAUUGCUCGAUCUCGGUGCUGGUAGCACAACUCCUGUCCCUGUCGCGAAACACGAUGCCCCGAUUCGAAGCUGUCACAUGUUCCCCAACCCCUCAGUAGGAGGUUCACCGCUCCUGGUAACUGGCUCUUGGGAUAAGACUGUCAAAUACUGGGAUCUGCGACAACAGAAUCCCAUCGCCAACAUCGAUUGCCAAGAACGCGUGUACACAAUGGACGUGAAGAACAAGCUCCUGGUUAUCGGUACAGCGGACCGCUACAUCAACAUUGUCAACCUUGACAACCCUACCAAAUUCUACAAGACUAUGCAAUCCCCCCUUAAGUGGCAGACGCGGGUAGUCAGCUGCUUCACCGAUGCGUCUGGUUUCGCCGUUGGCAGUAUCGAAGGUCGCUGUGCCAUCCAGUACGUCGAGGAGAAGGACUCUGCCUCCAAUUUCUCCUUCAAGUGUCACCGUGAAAAUCCCCCAACCUCUCGCGAUACCUGCAACAUCUACUCCGUCAACUCUAUCUGCUUCCACCCCGUUCACGGUACUUUCAGCACUGCUGGUAGUGAUGGAACUUUCCAUUUUUGGGAUAAGGAUGCUAAGCAUCGUCUGAAGGGUUACCCGGCUGUUGGUGGACCUAUCUCGAGCACUGCUUUCAACCGUGAUGGUUCUAUCUUCGCCUACGCUGUUAGCUAUGACUGGAGCAAGGGUUACUCGGCCAAUACUCAGGGCGCUCAGAAUAAGAUUAUGCUUCAUCCUGUGGGCGCGGACGAAACUAAACCCAGACCAAACCCUCGCAAGCGAUGA